This is a messenger RNA of Sungouiella intermedia, 2181 nucleotides long. The record is from the annotation of a GenBank genome assembly. NCBI's taxonomy places the organism in Eukaryota, Fungi, Ascomycota, Pichiomycetes, Serinales, Metschnikowiaceae.
AUGAUUGAAUUCAACUAUCAAAAUGGCGAAAUUGUCUCGUCGCCGGCGGUGAUCGUCUCAGGAAGAGUGUCGCAAUUCAUCCAAGCUGGACUUGUUCAAUUUGUUAACAACAGCAAUAAGGUUUUCCCGCCGCAAUUUUUCGAGAUUAACAACGGACAGUUUAAGGCGUUUUUGCAUGUGUCACCCGGUGAGGCCAAUGUGUUUGAAGUGCACGCAUUGAAGGAUGCAUACUUAAAUGAUCAAGGUUUUCCUGAGAAGGCCGGCAACGUCGUCGACAAAGGCUCUCUCACGUUGUACUUCAACCCUCUUCCCGAAAAUAAGCCCGUUCACUUGUGUGUUGUGGUGGGAAAGGACUCGUACGGUGCAUACGACAUGCCCAAGUAUAAAUUGAACAGAGGACAGCAACCAGAUUUUUCGUCAGCAAUUCAGAGGCUUAAGGUUGCCGCCAGAAUGAUGCAGGCGUUCACGCAAGACGAAUUUCAUCGCUUGGGACUCAGUAAUCGCUCGUUCCAAUUUGUAGAGGAAACAGUGAAUCAUCAGGCUAUUUUUGGCUACAAUGUUGACCUGCCAAUACCCCAUCAAGAAGUCAAGGUCCAUGUUUUACAUUCUCCUAAGACGGUAGCCGAAUUGAGGAGCCCUGACUACGCUCAACAGAAUCCCAGGGCCAAAGAUAAUGGUUUCUGUUUCUCACAUGCUAUUGACUUGAUAGAGAAGUCAGACUUGAUAGAGCCAUACAAAAGAACGGGAACGGCUAUUCAGUGUGCUGUGAUGUACUUGGACUCACAUUGGGAUGGCAAGUUGAUCUCAACGCAUGCAGCAUUGGGAGGUGGAACCGGAACGGUGAAAAUGGCUGUGUUUGGCUCACACGGACUCCACUCCUAUCCCUUGACAUUCCCACAGAUCAGUCCAAGUUUUGUAGAUGCCACACAUUUGAGCAUCAAUGAGGUCGCCAAUGACUGCAACCAGUGUGGAACAUCUUGGGAGUGCUUGAAUAUUUGCAUGGGAGCCUUUAUGCAUGAAAUUGGCCAUCUGUUCGGUUCUCCUCACCAAGUUGACGGUGUCAUGCUUCGUGAUUACAUGUGGUGGAACCGGUCGUUCAUGACUAGAGAGACUGAGAGUCUCAGAACCAAUUCGAGUGGUGCAGUCAUCGGAAAUGAUGGACAUUGGCAAAAGGAAUGCCAUUGGAACAUCAUGGAUCUUAUGCGAUACUUAUACCAUGGAUCCUUCAGUAUUCCAGUGGACAAGAGAGAUGAAUCAUUCUCCAAGAGCUUUGUUACAACUAUGGAACCAGACCAAUCGUAUAGGAAUAGGGAUGUUCCAUCGAUGUUCAUUUCUGGACCUGGGGAAGUAGUGGUGAAAAGCACUUCUGGCAUUUUCAUGGUAGAAAUCUGCGGAGACGACUUGGCCCGUUAUCAUAUCGAUUUCUACCCUAGAUCUUAUGGCGGACCUGGUCUCCAACAUGAGAUCACCCUAAAUUUUGAAGAGUUGAUGGGCCACUUCAAAAGAAACUGGAACGGAGCCAAAGACAAUUUCGAUAUGCGUGUCUUAUCUGUUUCAGGGGAUCUCUGGAAGAAAGACUUCAAGAACACUUUUGAAGAUAAGCAUCGCAUUAUCCGCAGCGAUUUUGGUUUGGGAAGAGGUGAUAUCGAUGGUUACAAGAGUGACGUUUUAGGUCGUGAAAAUGGCAGUAUGAAGUUCAUUGGUUUUGAUAUUUCCAGAGUUUACAAGGUCAGAAUUUACCAUGGUCAUGCACUUGAUGGAGCUACGUUUUAUUUCCAUGGAGCUCAAUCAGAGAAAGCGAACAGCAAUGCUCCUCCUGUUCCUCCCAGGAACUACUUGAGCCGUUUCGCAAACAAAUUGCUUGGUAGUCAAGACGUCAUCUCGAGCGGCAACGGAGGUGGCCAGGGUGGAGAAGUGACGAUUGGAAACAUCAAGCCUCACUACACAGAUUUCGUAUUAAAUCCUGGAGAGCGGAUCUCCAAGUUCCUGUUCCAGAAUGGACAGUGGAUCGAUGGUAUGGAAGUUCACACUACUCUGGGAAGAUCAUCCGGUAUGUUGGGUAACAGCGGAGGAGGACACUUAUCGAUCUUGGAGCCCCCUCAAAAAGAUACGAUUGUGGGAUUGUACGGAUAUUGUGGCCUGUGGAUGGACGGUAUUGGCAUGAUCUAUGCCCAAAUAUAA